This is a messenger RNA of Myotis lucifugus (little brown bat), 1892 nucleotides long. It is a transcript of the gene TAF1A, whose product is annotated as TATA-box binding protein associated factor, RNA polymerase I subunit A. The record is from RefSeq and is a predicted model, not a curated record. Gene Ontology annotation, biological process: transcription by RNA polymerase I. The coding region runs from base 177 to 1529 and encodes 450 amino acids. The transcript has 11 exons. NCBI's taxonomy places the organism in Eukaryota, Metazoa, Chordata, Mammalia, Chiroptera, Vespertilionidae. Gene Ontology annotation, cellular component: RNA polymerase I transcription regulator complex.
GGAGCGGGCUUCGCGCAUGCUCACACGGAGCUCUGGCUAACUCCACUUCCGGUGUUUGCUCUGGCUGCGUCGGAGCCGGGGCUGCGUUGGGCGGUGCGAAGAGAGGCCCUGCUGCCGGCGAAGGCUGUGGAUUAAGACGUGCAGAAAGUACCUGAUGUUCUCGGUCUGAAGUAGGUAUGAGUGAUUUCAGCGAAGACUUGCUGAGGCCCACGGCAGAGGAUGACCCAGCGGAAACCAGUGUCCGCCCUCGUUCAGGAAUGUGUCUUCCUUGGCUCCAAAAGCAAGUAGAAAGUGUGGCGACCAGAGGGAAAAAGGAGAAGGAUUUUGCUCAGACAACAAGUGCCUGUUUAAGUUUCAUCCAAGAAGCCCUGCUGAAGCAUCAGUGGCAGCGAGCAGCCGAGUACAUGCACAGUUAUCUGCAGAUCCUGGAAGACUCGGACAGCAACAAGAGGCAGGCUGCGCCCGAGAUUAUUUGGAAACUCGGAAGUGAAAUUCUCUAUUAUCACCCCAAAAGCAGCGUGGAGACUUUUAAUACCUUUGCAGACAGGAUGAAAAAUAUUGGCGUCUUGAAUUACUUAACGAUCUCCUUGCAACACGCGUUGUACCUUCUGCAUCACGGGAUGUUCGACGACGCCAGCAGAAAUCUCAGCCAGGCGGAGACGUGGAGAUACGGUGAAAAGUCGUCUUCCCAGGAGGCGUUAAUCAACCUCGUUCAGGCCUAUAAAGGGCUCCUGCAAUAUUACACUUGGUCUAAAAAGAAGAAGGAACUGUCCGAGCUUGAUGAGGAUGACUAUGCUUACAGCACAGCCUCUCAGAACAUGUUCAAGCACAGCUGGAAGACGUCCACCAACUUCUCUGCAUUGAUUCAGACGCCCGGAGUUUGGGACCCUUUUGUGAAGAGCUAUGUAGAGAUGCUGGAAUUCUAUGGGGAUCAAGAUGGGGCCCGAGAGGUCCUCACUAAUUAUGCCUACGACGAAAAGUUCCCAUCCAACCCGAACGCGCACGUCUACUUAUACAACUUCCUGAAGAGGGAGAAGGCACCAAGAGAGAAACUGAUAAGUGUGCUUAAGAUUUUGUAUCAGAUUGUACCGUCUCAUACACUGAUGUUGGAAUUCCAUAGGUUACUGAGGAAAUCAGACAAAGAAGAGCACCAUAAACUGGGGCUGGAGGUACUAUUCGGUGUCUUAGAUUUUGCUGGAUGCACUAAAAACAUGACUGCUUGGCAAUAUUUGGCAAAAUAUCUCAGACAGAUCUUAAUGGGAAGUCACCUUGCCUGGGUUCAGGAAGAGUGGAAUUCCAGGAAAAACUGGUGGCCAGGCUUUCACUUCAGCUCCUUUUGGGCAAAAAGUGAUUGGAAGGAGGACAAAGCUUUGGCUUAUGAGAAAGCUUUCGUAGCUGGAAUAUUGUUAGGAAAAGGUUGUAGAUAUUUUCGGUAUAUUUCAAAACAAGAUCAUCAAGACUUAAGGAAGAAAUUUAAGCGGAUGAAGAAGUUAGUGAAAAAACACAGUAUUGUAAAUCCAGGACCCUGAUACUGAAUUUUAGUUAUUUCAGAUUAGUAGCUACAGGGUAGUAGCUUAAUGGAUAAUUAUUGAAUGUACUUAUUUAUUUGGUGUUUUAAGAAGGUAGUUUUAUAUGGCUACAAAAAAGUUAUUUUUAUAUAUCUUUAUAUUUUCUCUUACUAGUAGUUAUAGCUGGAGAAACAGUCUCACUACCUUUGUUCUUGGUAAAUAUAUUUCCUUUUUGUACUGUUAAAUAUAAUAUUUAUUAAGGAAUAAUCUUCAAAUAAAAUAUAUAUUUAUUUAAUUAGAGAAUACACCUCUACAGCAGUUAUUGUUAUUUGCAGAUAAUUUGCCUGACUUUGUGCAAUAAGACAUAACUGUGGGGCUGUUAAA